UUAAGCUUAAAUUUUUUUUUUGUGUAUGAGAUGAGAGAGAGACAAAAUAGGAAUUUUUCAGUGCCAGAAGUAAGUAAGAGCUUAACUGUUUUAGAUUUGGAUACUAUAUCAUAACAGAAAUGGCGAAGACUGUGAGUAAGGGGAAGAAUGGAGCUGUGUCUACAAAGGCAACAGUUCCAACUUCGUCUGUAGUUGAAACACCAAAGAAAAGAAAACAAGAAGAAAUAGUUGAAGAAGAAGAAGAGGAAGAAUCCGAUGAUGAUGAUUUCCAAGUGGAGGGAUUAUUAGACGAUGAAGCCAGUGAAGAUGAUGAAUCUGAAGAAGAUGACGAAGAAGAAGAAGAAGAUUCAGACACAGAACUUAACAAUUUACUAGGUGAAGAAGAAGAUCCAAGUGAUAUUGAUUCUGAAGAUUUCUCAGAUGAACCAACCGAAACUAUAACUGAUAAACUUUCAGGAAUCAAAAUAAGAGCAUUAUCCAAUAAUUCCUUACCUGAAUCAGAAGAAAUCGUUGGUAAAUUCUCCGAUGGAACCACUCGUAUAAUCAAACCAGAAAUCAAUCCAAUUUAUGAUAGUGAUGAUAGUGAUGCUGAAAAUUUCAAUACCAUUGGAAAUAUUCCAUUAUCAGCUUAUGAAGAAAUGCCUCAUAUUGGGUAUGAUAUUAAUGGUAAAAGAAUCAUGAGACCUGCUAAGGGUUCAGCUUUAGAUCAAUUAUUAGAGUCGAUUGAUUUACCUGAAGGUUGGACUGGGUUAUUAGAUCAAAAUACUGGUUCAUCAUUAAAAUUAACUGAUGAAGAAUUAGAAUUAAUUAGAAAAAUUCAACAACAAGAAAAUACUGAUGAAAAUAUUGAUCCUUAUGAACCAUUAAUUGAUUGGUUUACUUCUAAACCGGAAAUCAUGCCAUUAACUGCUGUUCCUGAACCAAAAAGAAGAUUUGUUCCUUCUAAACAUGAAGCUAAAAGAGUUAUGAAAAUAGUUAGAGCUAUUAGAGAAGGUAGAAUCAUACCACCAAGUAAAGUUAAAGAACAAAUUGAAGAAGAUAAAUUAAAUUAUGAUUUAUGGAAUAAUGAUGAUGAAGAUCAAAUACCUGAUCAUAUCAUGAAUUUAAGAGCUCCAAAACCUUUACCACCAACUAAUGAAGAAAGUUAUAAUCCACCAGAAGAAUAUUUACUUACAGAACAAGAAAAACAAGAAUGGUUAAAUGCUGAACCUCAAGAUCGUGAACGUAAUUUCUUACCUCAAAAAUUCGGAUCAUUAAGAAAAGUUCCAGGAUAUCAAGAUUCCGUAAGAGAAAGAUUUGAAAGAAGUUUAGAUUUAUAUUUAGCUCCAAGAGUUCGUCAUAAUAAAUUAAAUAUUGAUCCUGAAAGUUUGAUACCAGAAUUACCAUCUCCUCAAGAUUUGAGACCAUUCCCAAUCCGUUGUUCAACUAUCUAUCAAGGUCAUGAAGGUAGAAUCAGAACUAUUUCAAUUGAUCCAACUGGUUUAUGGUUGGCUACUGGAUCUGAUGAUGGAUCAGUUAGAAUCUGGGAAAUCUUAACUGGUAGACAAGUAUUUAAAUCUCAAUUAAUUAAUAAAGAUAUUAAUCAAGAUGAUCAUAUUGAAAGUUUAGAAUGGAAUCCUGAUUCUCAAAUUGGUAUAUUGGCCGUGGCUGUGGGUGAACAUAUAUAUUUACUUGUACCACCAGUAUUUGGAUUUGAUAUUGAAAAUAUGGGUAGAUUGAAAAUUGAAACUGGUUGGGGUUAUGGAACUUUUGGUAACAAGAGUUCUGAUUUAAAAGUUUCUGGAGAUGAUGAUGAAGAAGAAGAAAUUGAUGAUGAUGAAGAUACUGAAACUAAGAAAUCAUCAUCUACUAAUGAAGUUAAAAAAGAAGUUGCUAAAUGGUUCCCACCAAAUCAAGAACAAGGUGUAUUAGGUAUAGCGGCUAUAAUUCAAUGUCGUAAGACAGUUAAGAAAUUAUCAUGGCAUAGAAAGGGAGAUUAUUUCGUUACUGUUUCUCCUGAUGCUAAGAAUACCGCUGUUUUAAUCCAUCAAUUAUCUAAACAUUUAUCACAAUCACCAUUUAGAAAAUCGAAAGGGAUAAUAAUGGAUGCUAAAUUCCAUCCUUUCAAACCUCAAUUAUUUGUUGCUUCUCAAAGACAAAUUAGAAUUUAUGAUUUAGCUCAACAAGUUUUAAUUAAGAAAUUAUUACCUGGGGUUAGAUUAUUAUCAUCAAUUGAUCUUCAUCCAAGAGGAGAUAAUUUAUUAGCAUCAUCAUAUGAUAAACGUGUAUUAUGGCAUGAUUUAGAUUUAAGUGCUACACCAUAUAAAACUUUAAGAUAUCAUGAAAAAGCGGUUAGAUCAAUCAAAUUCCAUAAAGGGAAAUUACCACUUCUUGCAUCUGCAUCCGAUGAUGGUAUUAUUCAUAUUUUCCAUGGUACAGUAUAUGAUGAUUUAAUGACUAAUCCAUUAUUAGUUCCAUUAAAGAAAUUAACUGGUCAUAAAGUUAUUAAUCAAAUUGGUAUUUUGGAUUUAGUCUGGCAUCCUAAGGAAGCUUGGUUAUUCAGUGCUGGUGCCGAUGGUACUGCUCGUCUUUGGACCACUUAGAUUGGAUAAUCCUUAUUUCCAUCUCGUAUAUAUUCACAUUUGAUUAAUUUAUUAUCAUGAUAUUUAGUUGAAAAUAAAUCUUGAUCAUUGGCAUUAAAUAGAUUCUUGAAUAUAAUUUGUAUAUUAUCCACUAUUCCUAAAUUCUCUUCAUGUAGUAUCCAAUCUAAUGAUUUCCAAUCUAAUAUACCUUCUUUACAAUAUGAAAUGGGAGUUUUAUAUUGAUCUAAUUCAGAUUUGGUUAUAGUUGCAGUAAAUAUAUAAAGGCCACCUAACCCCAUAUGAGGUUCUUCCUCGCUUUGUUUAUCCUUGGAGUUCAGAACUUCCCAUAAUAAGAUCCCUC
This is a messenger RNA of Scheffersomyces coipomensis, 2922 nucleotides long. RefSeq names its product Erb1p (gene ERB1). The record is from RefSeq and is a predicted model, not a curated record. The transcript has a single exon. Gene Ontology annotation, molecular function: ribonucleoprotein complex binding; protein binding. Gene Ontology annotation, biological process: ribosome biogenesis; maturation of LSU-rRNA from tricistronic rRNA transcript (SSU-rRNA, 5.8S rRNA, LSU-rRNA). Gene Ontology annotation, cellular component: PeBoW complex; preribosome, large subunit precursor. NCBI's taxonomy places the organism in Eukaryota, Fungi, Ascomycota, Pichiomycetes, Serinales, Debaryomycetaceae. The coding region runs from base 120 to 2582 and encodes 820 amino acids.